Molecule: messenger RNA, 696 nt
Organism: Polypterus senegalus (gray bichir)
Lineage: Eukaryota; Metazoa; Chordata; Cladistia; Polypteriformes; Polypteridae
Product: steroid 17-alpha-hydroxylase/17,20 lyase-like
Exons: 2
Biological process (GO): progesterone metabolic process; hormone biosynthetic process
Molecular function (GO): steroid 17-alpha-monooxygenase activity; heme binding; iron ion binding
Source: RefSeq, a predicted model, not a curated record
UGGAGCACAGCCCAUCCUCAGCCGAGUUCACACUCAACUCCUCUGUCUCCUCAGAUCCAGAAGAAGAUACAAGAAGAGAUGGACAACAUCAUCGGGCUGGACAGCCGACCCACCCUGAGUGACAGAGGAAGACUUCCAUACCUCGAGGCCACAAUCCGGGAGGUUCUGCGCAUUCGGCCAGUGGCUCCAAUGCUCAUUCCCCAUGUAGCUCUCGAAGAUUCCAGCAUUGGUGAAUACACAAUUCCCAAAGGAACUCGAAUUGUGGUCAACCUGUGGUCCAUACAUCAUGAUGACAACGAAUGGCCAGACUCUGACAAAUUUGAUCCUGGUAAAAAAAACAUUAAUAACCCUCUCCAGUCUGCUAUCUAACAGAAUAACCAAACAAAAUUCAAAUGGCUCUCAGGCUCUCUCAUUACGUGGCCCUCAACUGGCAUUUGCUUUGCUCUCAAAGGCUCAGUUCUAAGAUUUGAUCUUUUGCAGGAAACCCAGCAGAUGCUGAUAUAGGGUGACAUUUUGCUUUUGUAUUUUAGGACACAAUUAACAGUGUGUGCCAGACAUUGCUCUCUGCUGGACUGGCACUUGACCUUAAGCCAAACGCUGGUGAGAGACCGUCCGUCCCUCCGUGACUCUGCCAUGAACAAAACAGAAUUGAGAACGUACAGUCAUGGCCAAAAUUAUCGGCACCCCUGGAAUAUU